AAGCGUCGCCGAGACAGAGUAGGACUUGAUCGGAGCUAAUCGAAAAUGUCGAAGCGAGGAAGGGGAGGUACUGCGGGGAACAAGUUCAGGAUGUCGCUAGGUCUGCCGGUGGCGGCGACAGUGAACUGCGCCGACAACACUGGGGCCAAGAACCUUUACAUCAUUUCGGUGAAAGGCAUCAAGGGGCGUCUCAACAGGCUGCCUUCAGCUUGCGUCGGCGACAUGGUCAUGGCUACCGUGAAGAAGGGAAAGCCUGAUCUGAGGAAGAAGGUCCUUCCUGCCGUCAUCGUCCGCCAGCGCAAGCCAUGGCGCCGAAAGGACGGCGUCUACAUGUACUUCGAAGAUAAUGCUGGUGUGAUUGUCAAUCCAAAGGGAGAAAUGAAAGGGUCUGCCAUUACUGGUCCCAUAGGAAAGGAGUGUGCUGAUCUGUGGCCAAGAAUUGCAAGUGCUGCCAAUGCUAUUGUCUGAGAGGAGUUUUCUUGUGGUCUUGUCUGGUGACUAUAUCUCUUAUGUUGCCAUAUGAAUUGUUAUUUUGAUAUUUUCUAUGCGAGGAUUUUAUCACUUUGUUCAGACAUAAUUAGAUUUGCUAAUUGAGAAUGACAUCAAUGCGAUUUUUAGGUUUCUAAAUGUCUUUGAGCCUAUUGUAAGAUUUUCUUGUUCUCUAGUUUUUCUGUCUCCUAUUAAUUUCUACUUGUUUGCAAUAUAGGUUGUGGACUUUGGCAGUUGAUGUUGUGGUAUGGUUUCUUUUUGUUUUUGUGUACAUCACUUAUGUGCCAAAUAUGAUUAAUGUUCUACUUUUAAUGUACCAGUAUUUUUUCUUGCACAAACACCAUAUAUUUCUUAGUGGCUGUUAUCAUAUCUCUGUUUCAAGUUGGAUGCAUGCAUAUCCCUUCGUCUGUUAUGAGACAGCUCCAUGCACUGAUCUCUUGUAUGUUCUAUGCAUGAUACAUGGCUCAAUGAAUUGGUGAGAUGUAA
This is a messenger RNA of Rubroshorea leprosula, 975 nucleotides long. The record is from the annotation of a GenBank genome assembly. Lineage: Eukaryota; Viridiplantae; Streptophyta; Magnoliopsida; Malvales; Dipterocarpaceae.